CUCUCACGCACACAAAAACAUAGCUGUUGCUAUCUCACUCUGCAAAAAUACAUAGUUUGUUUUGAACUUUUGUUCUGCAAGCGAAAUUGCAACUUUUUCACAAUUUUCGCAUUCACCGACGUGAUAAGACGUGCUAAAUUUGAUGCAAGAGAAAGUAUUCAAGUUGUGUGCUUAGACUAUUCUUACUCUAUUAUUUUUUUACCUAAGUGUUGUGAAGCUUUUUACAAGUUUAUUUAAAAUGGAUGACAGCAGCAUUGCAAAGACAAUGGAUUUAACCUCACAAAUAAUUAUCAAGCCGAACGAGAAGCAGCAGUGCUUUGAGACACAAGGGAAGGAUGUGACUGUGGUGGGAUUUUCCGGGAAGCACGAUCAUGGGAGCUCAAAAGUGAAGCUGAAGAACAUUGUGGACUACAAGUGGGAGGUGAAGAACUACUCAGGGCGCCUUAUUGCCAUUCAUCUCGAUGGGAAGCACAUUGCGUAUAGUAUUAAGGUGAAUAAUCAUGGGACAGCCGAGGGAAUGGUGCGGGUGGUGAAUGUGCAAACGGGCCAGAGGAGUCUCAUUAAGGGGAUGGCCAAUGAAGUGUUGGAUCUGCAAUUUGCCUACCUUGAGACACAAAUCAUCCUCGGCUGCAUCGACGAGGCAUCCCUCUUCAUCCAUCGCAUUGACACCCUAUCCGAGAAGCUGUCUGUGGUGCUUCUGCUUAAGAUUCAAGAUACCCUCGUGGGGCAUGACUGUAAGUACGAUAAAUUGGCGUGGUGUCCGUCUGUGCCACAGAGUAAAGAUGACGUGGAUGAAUAUGCCAGCCAAUUGCUUGUUUGGGCACGUGGAAGUCAAUUUCAGUGCUACAGCAUCAAUGCUGUCCUCGAUGCCUACGGCACAGGGACACACAAGGCGGCCGAUAUCUCCGAUGGAAGCUUAAAGUUUCAAGAAUCCACCAAAACCAUCACGUACGCCAUGUUCUCACCCGAUGGCACCACACUGGGGGUCAGCAGUGAUGACGGAUCCAUUGACUUUUAUCAAAUUUACCUGCACCUCAAGGAUACCAGUCCACGGCGUCUGCACCACUGGAAGCCCCACAAUGGGAAAAUUGUCACGAGCUUCUUCUUCCUGGACAAUCACACGGAAUUCACAUCCAACAGCACCUUCUGGAAGCACGCAAUCACCGGAGCGGAUAACAAUACGGAAUUUAAGGUUUGGCGCUGCGAUACCUGGACGUGCAUCCAAACGGUAACGUUCAAGACUCAGGGUGACUUCCCGUUGUGCCUAAAGGCGGAAAUUGACAAGACCUCAUCGUACCUAAUGGUGUCAGAUACAAUAAAUCGCGGCUUGUACGCCAUGCAAAUUGUGAAGACGAUCAAGGAGGAAGAUUCCGGAUCUGAGGAUGGUGGAGACGGUGGUGGUGCCACCAAGAAGGACAAGACGACAGAUAGUGGUGGCACAACAAGUAUCAAUUCCAUUGCCUACGUUAAAUCCAUCACGGAAUUCCCAAUGUCCUCGCCAAUACUCAGCUUUGGAAUUGUCGAUGCAGCCCUCCGGAAGUACAAGUGUGGCGUCACCGAUGCCUACAUGAUUGAGGAGAUGGAUGAUUACGACGAAGAGAACAAUGCCCUGUACUGUGUUGUCAUCCACAUGUUCCUCGUACAGCCAAAAAGUGUCCAAGAAUGUCAUGUUCUGUACCAACCAACAUUGGCCAUUGACACGGCAAUGGGAAGUUCCCUCACCCUCCAGGGUGCUGCGGAAGUGAGUGAUGAUGAUGACAUGGGUGGUGGGGAACAAAAUGAGGAGGAGAAUGAAACAACAAACUUCGAUACGUGCAAAUCGGCGGAAUUCAAUUCAAUUCUCUCCCCUAAACCGAAUAAUUCGCUUAAUCUCAGCGGGAGUUUCGGGCAGAAGCAGCCGUCGCAGCUGAAUCUCAUGACACCGGACUCAUUUCAUUCACCCGGGAAGAAGGAGAGUGUGCCCGAGGGCGUGAGUGAGGUUGUAAUGUCGGCCAUACGAAUGCUAGCUGCCACCACGACGUCUCCUGAUCAGAAGAAUCUCCUCAAUUUGGUCAACAGUUCCACAGGGGGGCAGAGUGGGGGGAAGACGUUUGAGGAGGAGAUGCCGCAUUCAUUCCUACGUGAUUUACCUCAGGGAGAAAUUCUUGCAAGUGGCGGUUCAAGUCCAAGUCGGGAGGUGGAGAAGAUUCUCUCGCUGCAGAAGGAUGAUUGCCUGAGUGAGUACUUUGACGAUGCUGAGGCGGGAGAUGAUGGGGAAGAUGUGGAGGAUAAUGCUGUGGCGUCCGAUGAGGCUGGACAUGGGGCAGAUGGAAAGGAUGAUUGGCCAAAGGUGCCAAAUAUUCAGCAUAUCUCCCAAAUGCCAUCAACAGACCUCCUCACGGAUACAAAUACAAAGGCACGGAGUAUUGAAAUGAAGCUGGAUCGAAUGAUGGAGCUCAUGUACACACAAAAGGCCAAGAUUGAGGAGCUCGAAGGGGAGAUUCAGCACCUCAAGAAGACGCAAAUUAAUGGACACGGAGCGGAUUACAAGAUGCUUUCGGAAAAUCUCGAAGGGAAUCUAUCGCAAAUGCUAAUGGAGUAUCUACAGACAAUCGAUAGGAGGCACACUGUUGCCACGGAGACUCUCCUGGCUGAGAGGAUGACGGAGAUGCGGGAAGGACUUGUGCAUUCCUUCAAUCAGGCCUUUGUCAGUCAAAUUACGGAGAAAUUGAGUGCAAUCCUCCUUGUGGAGCUGAAGCAUCAACUUAUGCCACUUUUAGCCACAAAAACUGAUGCUCUUGUGAUGGAAAUUGGUCAGAAGAGUGAUCACAUGCUGCGAGAAACAAUCACAAAGGUGUGCAUGAGUAAACCCAUUGUGGACUCCUUUGCCGGGGCAACCCUUCGUGGGACGCAGAACAUGUUUCAGGCCACAUUCACGGAUAUUCUCACAAAAACCCUCAUUCCUGCCUUUGAUAAAUCCACCAAGGAGAUGUUCCAUCAGAUCAACAGCACCUUCACGGUGGGCAUUACGAAGUUUGUGCGACAACUCGAGGUGUACGUGAUGCAGCAACAGCCCAUUCAGGAGAAGAGCGAUGAGACCAAUAAGCUUGUCAGGGGGCUUCCGGAACAGCUGAAAUUGUCCAAUGAUAAGAUGAUUAACAGCUGUUCAGCGCAAAUUAUGCACGAUCUCAGCAAAGACUUCAAAUCCCUGCAGAUGAACCUCCUGAAAACCAUCAAGGAGUGCAUUAAGAAUGAGAUGCAAAAGAGCUUUGAAGCUCAAACGGCAAAUUUGGAGGAUUCUGUGUUGUCUGUGGUGCGCUCCCAGACGCAGACACCGAGUAUUUUUGACGUACAGGAGAAGAUUAAGAUUCUCCUGGCACAGGGAUCAAUCAACAAGGCCUUCCAUCAGGCACUCAUUGCCAAUGAUUUAUCCCUCGUGGAGUUUGUGAUCGACAAGGCGGACUACAAGACUGUCUUCAAUCCCUGUCCGCUGGAGCAGACGGUUCUCCUGUCCCUCAUUCAGCAGAUAACAGCCGAUAUGAGUAGCUACAGUGAGCUCAAGCACAAAUACCUCUCGGAAUCGGUUAUGAAUCUUAAUAUGAAGGAUAUAAUCACAAAGGAACACGCCCCGUCUGUGAUGAAGGAACUCUACCAGAACUGCCAGACGUACAUUGCUGCCAAUCCGAAUAGUCAUCUCUGUGGGAGUCUCCGGAUGCUCCUUAUGGCCAUCCAAGGGUUGGGCUUUAAAGUUCUCUGAUUCAAGCAACAAAUCCCCCCACAAUUCAAUCAUUGAAACACACCCUGUCAUCCUUAGAUCCCCGUAAAUUUUAUUCUUUUACUGCGCUUUAGUCCUUUUUUCAUUUUCAAAAAAAAAAAACUGAACCAUAUAUAUAUUUUUAAAUUAAUGUAAUAAGAAAACUCCGCUGGAGACGAAGAUAAGAGAUAAAAAAAUAAAUAAGAUUAUUCAAAAUGUAAA
Molecule: messenger RNA, 3955 nt
Organism: Lutzomyia longipalpis
Lineage: Eukaryota; Metazoa; Arthropoda; Insecta; Diptera; Psychodidae
Gene: Ge-1
Product: enhancer of mRNA-decapping protein 4 homolog
Exons: 5
Coding region: 239-3736 (1165 amino acids)
Biological process (GO): deadenylation-independent decapping of nuclear-transcribed mRNA
Cellular component (GO): P-body
Molecular function (GO): protein binding
Source: RefSeq, a predicted model, not a curated record